Molecule: messenger RNA, 1930 nt
Organism: Erigeron canadensis
Lineage: Eukaryota; Viridiplantae; Streptophyta; Magnoliopsida; Asterales; Asteraceae
Product: fasciclin-like arabinogalactan protein 16
Exons: 4
Coding region: 179-1540 (453 amino acids)
Source: RefSeq, a predicted model, not a curated record
CAUUAAAAAACAAAACAGAGAGAGAAGAAGAAGAAAAAAAAAAAGAACAUAAAUGUUCUCUUUCUUCUACACGUAUUGACCUCCCUUACAAGCAAAUCAAAAUCCUUUUUUUGUGUUCUUUAUCACUUGAAGAAUAAGGCUUUUGGAAGCCAUAAUUCCGGUGAGACACCACCUGGAAAUGAUGGCAUCCCGAAUGUAUAUUGUUUUAUUCUUUGUUUUAUGUCAGCUCGUUACAGCUGCAUUGUCCGGGAAACCAUCCAACGCCACCACACAAAUUAACUCCAAUUCGGUUUUGGUGGCGUUGCUGGAUUCCCGGUACACUGAGCUGGCCGAGCUGGUUGAAAAAGCAUUGUUAUUACAAACGCUUGAAGAAGCGGUCUCAAAUCAUAAUAUUACUAUUUUUGCUCCUAGAAAUGAAGCGUUGGAGCGAGAACUUGACCCGGAAUUCAAGAGGUUUUUACUUGAACCCCGGAAUCUUCGCUCGCUCCAAACGCUUCUUUUACAUCAUAUUGUCCCGAGUCGACUGAGUCAGUCUGAAUGGCCGAGUGAGUUGACUCGACAUACCACACUCUCAACAGAGCCAUUACACUUGUCAAACUUGGACUCAAUGAAGCUUGCUGGCAAUGCCGAGGUUGUUCGUGUGGACGACGUCUUUCGUCCCGACGGAAUCAUCCACGGGAUCAGUCGGUUGUUGAUCCCGAAAUCGGUACAACAGGAUUUCAACAACCGAAGAAAUUUGCGUGCCAUUUCUGCUGUUAAACCGGAAGGUGCACCAGAGGUGGAUCCAAGAACGAACCGGCUUAAAAAACCAGCUCCCGCAGUUCCCGCUGGAUCCCCUCCGGUCCUUCCGAUUUACUACGCUAUGGCGCCAGGGCCAUCUCUGGCCCCAGCACCAGCCCCCGGACCUGGCGGACCUCGUGGCCACUUUGACGGUGAGAGCCAGGUCAAGGAUUUCAUUCAUACACUACUUCAAUACGGCGGAUACAACGAGUUGGCGGAUAUAUUGGUGAAUUUAACAAGUUUAGCAACCGAAAUGGGGAAACUAGUAUCAGAAGGAUAUGUAUUAACCGUACUAGCACCUAACGACGAAGCAAUGGCGAAAUUGACUGCUGAUCAACUAGCAGAGCCAGGUGCUCCUGAGAGGAUUAUGUAUUACCACAUUGUACCCGAAUACCAAACAGAAGAAAGUAUGUACAAUUCUGUAAGAAGGUUUGGGAAAAUUCGAUAUGAUACUCUUCAUAUACCUCAUAAGGUUUUGGCUCAAGAAGCCGAUGGGUCAGUUAAAUUUGGAGAUGAUGAUGAAGAGUCGGCGUAUUUGUUUGAUCCUGAUAUUUAUACUGAUGGUAGAAUAUCGGUUCAAGGGAUUGAUGGAGUUUUAUUUCCGAAAUCAGAUAAGAAGGAUUCUAAUAAGACGGAAAGUACUAAGACAGUUGAUCGUCUUCAAACUGCACCCACAUCUCGUAGAGGAAAAUUGCUUGAGGUAGCAUGCCAAGUGCUUGAAACAUUUGGGCAAGAUUCCCGGUUCACCACAUGCCACUAGAAUUCUCCCUUCUUUCCACUAUUUACUCUUCAUCUGCCAAUCACAAGGGAAUGUAUAAAGAUUUGAAAUGGCAUGUGAAGAUACACUUCUCCAAAAGUAUUAUGGUAUGCAUCAUAAUCCAUGCUUUCUUUUUGGGGGAUAUUAGUGGGUGUACUUAGUGUAUUUUUGUGUUUGCUUAAUAUGUAAGUUCUUAAAACAUGGGGAAAAGAAGAAGAAAAAAAGAAAAAAGAAAAAAAAAAGGAUAAAGGAUUAAAGAUAGUCAUUUUCCAUUUGGGUAGUUGGAGAUGGCAAUCAAAAGGGGGGUCUGAUUUGAAGUAUGCAACAAGAAUAUUUUUUUGUAUUAUUAUUUUUGUGUAUAGUCAAAUAAAUAAUGGCUUGAAUGGUGGUGAA